Molecule: messenger RNA, 1653 nt
Organism: Dissoconium aciculare CBS 342.82
Lineage: Eukaryota; Fungi; Ascomycota; Dothideomycetes; Mycosphaerellales; Dissoconiaceae
Product: FAD/NAD(P)-binding domain-containing protein
Exons: 3
Coding region: 1-1653 (550 amino acids)
Molecular function (GO): oxidoreductase activity
Source: RefSeq, a predicted model, not a curated record
AUGCCUGGACUGACCAAAGACAUUCCCUACACAGAUGUGUUACUAGUGGGAGCAGGUUUCGCAUCAUUUACACUGCUCAAUCGACUCCGUAAACUCGGACUGUCUGUUCAGAUCUACGAGAAAGGCGCUGCAAGCGGAGGGAUCUGGUACUGGAAUUGUUAUCCAGGAGCACGAGUGGACAGCGACUCACCCAUCUACCAACUAUACGACAAAGACCUAUACCAAGACUUCACCUUCACAGAGCGAUACGCCGGCUGGAAGGAGAUUCGGAAAUACUUCGAGUACGUCGAAAAGAAGUGGGAUGUGGGUGCACAUACCACCUUCAACAAGCACGUCGACAGCGCCGUCUUCCAGGAAGAUAAGCAGACCUGGCUGGUGGAGUGCUCGGAUGACUCACAGAUAGAGUGUCGAUGGUUCAUCCCUUGUAUUGGCUUUGCUUCGAAGCAUUACAGCCCACCUUUCAGCGGCCUGAGCGAUUUCAAAGGAGAUGUCUAUCAUACCGCAAAGUGGCCGCAGCACGGAGUCUCGCUCAAGAAUAAGCGCGUUGCGGUCGUCGGGACCGGUGCAAGCGGGAUCCAAGUCUCGCAAGAGAUUGGAGAUAAGGUGAAACACUUGACCAUUCUCCAGCGGACGCCGAACAUGUGUCUCCCGAUGAACCAAGCUCGUUUGGACCCCGAGGAGGAGGAGAAGAAGAAGAAAGCCGGCGUAUAUGACAAAGCGUUCGCAUCGACCAAGCAGACUUUUUCAGGCUUCACGUUCGGUGAGCGAUCUUGCAAGACCUUCGAUGACACUCCUGAGGAUCGAGAGGCCUUCUACAAGAGCUUGAUAGACCAAGGCGGAUUCCGCUUCUGGCUCGGAAACUACGAAGACCUCUUCAAGGACCAGGAAGCCAACGGCGAGGCCUACAAAUACUGGAGGAAGCGAGUCCUCGCACGAGUGAAGAACCCCGAGAAGCAGAAGCUCCUGGCUCCCGAGGUCCCUCCCCAUCCCUGGGGAACCAAACGCCCGUCGCUCGAACAGCGCUUCUACGAAGUCGUCGAUCAGGACCACGUGGACAUCAUCGAUGUGAACCAGCACCCUGUCGAGCACGUCGAAGCCUCCGGUCUCCGCCUCCAAGGCAAGGAGCUCAUCGAGCUCGACGUGAUAAUCCUUGCCACGGGCUUCGACAGCGUGACAGGCUCCCUCGGGCAGCUCAACAUCCAAGGGAUCAACGCCAGCGGGACCAUCGGCGAGCACUGGAAGGACGGUCUCCGCACCGCCCUGGGGAUCGGCAUGAGCGAUUUCCCCAACCUUCUCUUCCUCUACGGCCCGCAAGCGCCCACGGCCUUCUCCAACGGCCCAAGCUGCACCCAAUUCCAAGCAGAAUUCGUCGAGGAAUUCCUGCGACGCGCCGUCGCCGACGGGAUCACGCGCGUGGAACCCAAGAAGUCCGUCGAGGAGGAUUGGCAUCGUCGCAUGCAUGAGGAGUGGGACAAGACGCUUUUUCCCUUGGCCAAGUCGUGGUAUCAAGGGUCAAAUAUUCCCGGACGCAGGGUUGAACCGUUGAACUUUGCCGGUGGACUGGACAAGUAUACGGCGGCUCUGUAUGAUUCGUUGGAGGAUGGGUAUCAGGGGUGGCAUGUGGAGAAGGGCGGAAAGCAGGUGGAGGCGUGA